Scatophagus argus is the source of this 1607-nucleotide messenger RNA. It is a transcript of the gene rad51ap1, whose product is annotated as RAD51 associated protein 1. Gene Ontology annotation, molecular function: single-stranded DNA binding; double-stranded DNA binding. The coding region runs from base 361 to 1341 and encodes 326 amino acids. Lineage: Eukaryota; Metazoa; Chordata; Actinopteri; Scatophagidae. Gene Ontology annotation, biological process: interstrand cross-link repair; double-strand break repair via homologous recombination. The record is from RefSeq and is a predicted model, not a curated record. The transcript has 9 exons.
GAGUUAGUCUUUGGAAUCUGUUUCCGGUGUUCGUCAAAUUAGUCAACAAAACGUCACGUCUCCGCAGUUCAGGCGGGCUGGUUGAAAGCACAGCAAGUUCUUCUGUUGGCUCUUCAGUAACGCUGACAAAAGCAACACUAAUAACCGUGUUCGUUUGCUAUAGUAAACACCUUUCACUCGGUAAAUGAUCGGAGGCGUAUUACCAUUUGAAGCCAGUGACGGUUAAGGCUUUGUUAGCUAACAGACAUUAGCUUGUGUUUAUUCGGGUAUCAACUUUGACUUAACAGCCGGCUAACCUGUCCUCGAUGCGCUUGGUGUUUGCUGGACAAAAGGUGUUACCGGCUCUUAAGUUUACAAGCAAUGGACCGACCUUCAAGGAAGACGAAGGUUGUGAAUUACUGUGAAACCAAGGACUUCGAAGAUGAUGAGGAUUUUGCCUGUGUGAAGGCUCCACCCAGCAAAAAGGCCAGGGAGUGUGUGAAACAGGAGCACAAGAAAUUAUCGAGCAAGUCCUCCAGUCAGGAGUCCAACUCACAAACCACAGCGAGCCAGAACAACAGAAAACCACUGGAUGAGAGGCUGCAUGAAAGAGAUCUAGAAGCGGCCAUUACUCUAUCCUUGCUCAAUAAUAUAGAUGGGAUAAAGGACCAGUUUCCCUCCAGUAAAGGAGACGUCAAGGUUCAAGUUCCAAUAGAUGAAAACACAGAUCCAGUUUCUUUGCACCGGUCCAACUGCAGUGUGGAUAUUGAAAUUUUAGGCCUGGAUGAAAUCACAUCAGAAAAGGAGUCGCUUGCUCUUUCCAGACAGAGAAAGGCUGCCGCUAAAGCCACUGAGGAGACGAGGAAAAAGCUUACGGAUGAAGACUAUGAGCCCAAACUGACACCAGAUUCAGAAAGCGACGAAGAUUUCAGUGAACCAGCAGAGAGUGAAGAUGAGGAAUUCAAAGUAAAGAAAGUCAGCAAAACAAAAAAGAAGGAGAAAGUACCCAAGAAUCCAAAGACCAAACAGCCUCCUGCCUCCAAAAAAGAAAAGCCAGCAUCAAAACCAUCAAAGUCCAAGUCGCAGGCAGCAGCAGCGUCCACACCAUUAAGAAGUCCUCCAACAGCCAAACUUCUACCCAAAAAGCCUGCUUCAUCCUCCACGGUUUCCACAUCGAAGCCUGCAUUCUCUCUGAGUCCAGCAGGGGGCAGAAUACCCAAGUGGACACCACCAGGUCAAAUUGGUAGGAGCCCCCCUUCAGCGCAGCGUCCAGCUGUGAGGUCUCCAAGUCAGGGUCUGCGUCUGGGCCUGUCCCGCCUUGUUCGAGUCAAACCUCUUCACCCCAGCGUCACGAGUCACUGACGGCUCGGUCUGUUGAUGCCCCUGUAUCUGUCAAUUCUUGCUGUCUUUUAGCUUUAUCGCUUUUAUUUUAAAUAGAUGCUUGUAAAUAUUCAUAUUCCAUGAUGCGUGUUGCUGUACAUGUGAUUCAACGGAUGCUCUCAACGUUGGUCACAUAUGCAACAUGCACAUUCAGUUGUUGUUUUGCUGCAUGCUUUGUUUACUCUGGUGACUGAAAUCAUAGAUUAUUGCCUUCAUCACAUCGUUAUCAGUACAGCUUUUGUGUCUGA